Messenger RNA from Microplitis demolitor, 1877 nucleotides. Its product is annotated as ribosomal L1 domain-containing protein 1. The transcript is spliced from 3 exons. The record is from RefSeq and is a predicted model, not a curated record. Lineage: Eukaryota; Metazoa; Arthropoda; Insecta; Hymenoptera; Braconidae. The coding region runs from base 162 to 1811 and encodes 549 amino acids.
UCCGUCUUCAUAAAACUGCGCAAAACCACGUUGAGGCCAGGAUCUUUCUCGUCUAACCUUCCAACGAGUGAGCACGUUAUUGGAGUUUAAGAUUUAUUGCGUAUUAAAGUAAUUAAUUAAAUUCAAUUAAUUUAAGUGAUUAAAUUUAUUUAUUAUUAAAUAUGAAGAUUAAAAAGGAAGGUAUUAAAAUAAAAAAAGAAAAAGAAGUGAAGGAAAACGUGGUCGAGGUUAAACCCGUUAAAAAUAAUAAACCGGCGGGUAAAAUUAAUAAAUCUCUUAAGCAAAAUAAAGAAUCUAGUAAAGAUUUGAAAAAAUCUAAAAGUCAGUUGGUUAAAUUUGAAGAUUUAAAAAAUAAAAUAGAAGCGUCGCUAGAGAAAUCAGAAAAAAAAUCAAAGAACAAGCAAACGAAAAGAAAACUCGAAGUUCCUGAGGUUGCUGUGAAAAAAUUUAAAAAAUCUGAAGAAAAAAUUGCCCAAGUGAAGAAGACUGAGGAAAAAAUCGCGCCGGUGACUAAAAAGUCAAAGAAAACAAAUCAACAAAAAAUAAAUCAAAUAGACAAAAAAUUAAAAUUAAACGAAGAACAAAUUAAUGAUGUGGAUAAAAAAUUAAAAUUGAAUGCGGAGAAGAUGAAGGUCUCGGAAAAGAAAAUUAAAUUAGACGCCAAAAAACUUAAGCAAGAAGACAAAAAGAAGAAAUUGAACAAAAAAACAGCAAAGGGUGUUGCCAUAGAAGUAGAUGGAGAAGAAAAAAUAGUUGCUGACCUAGAAAUUAAUAGGCCCCAUGUUUCUCAAGCUGUUAAUGGCAUCCUCCAACUUGCUGAGCAAGAAAAAAGUGACAAAACUUUAUUUUCAUCAGACGACAACCCGAUAUUUUUACAGAUCAAUUGUAUAAAAAUUCCAAAAGUUCCUCAUCGUCGUCUGAGGAUAACGUUGCCGCAUGAUAUGGUAGGACCUACAGACGACAUUGCGUUAUUUGUCGGCGACCUCGGGAAGGGACGUCGCCAGGACUUCGAGAAGACUAUCGAGCAUUGGGAGACUAAACUAAAUGAGAAGGGAGUUACGCGCAUCAAGGAAAUAAUUCCAAUGGCGAAAGUAAAAGCCGAGUACCGGCAGUUCGAGAUGAAGAGAAAGCUCUCGAGGCUCUUUGACUUCUUUUUGAUUGACGGAAAAAUUUCGGGACACAUGGCUCACCUUCUGGGCACGACUUUUACGCGCGCUGGGAAACCACCAACUCCCGUUAAGCUCUGGCGGGAUAAUUUGAAGCAGGAGUUUGAUUUUGCGCUGAGGAAGACUUGCAUGGACAUCCAUGGAAACGGAGGCACUCACAGUGUCAGAGUUGGCACCGUCUCAAUGCCCCAGAAGAAGAUUGUCGAUAAUAUUCUAGCGGCUUGCGAAGCUCUGGAGAAAUUAUACCCAGGGGGAUUCAAUAAUAUCCGGUCUCUUGCAAUUAAAACUAGAAAAAGUCUGGCUAUUCCUAUUUAUUACACAAUGAAAGACAAAAAUGAGGUACAAGUACCAGUAGUUCAACCACUGAGACCCAAAGCCUACAAAACAGUAACCGGAGAGCUAUCGACUAUCGAGGACGAUGAUGUCGAAGUAGCCGUAACUCCUCGUGGAAAUGUCAAGUUCAUUAAAAAAUCAACCCAAGAAAUAAUUCCCGAGCCGGGCAAGAAAUCGCAGGAACCAAAAACAAAAAAAGGAAAAUUAAAUAAAAUAAAAAAUAAACCAGCUUUGAAAAAUACUAAAGCUAAAGAUAAAAAAAUAAAAAACAAGUCCUUAGAAAAAAAAGUUAAAAUUGAAAAAACUGACUAAUUUAAUUAGUUAAUUAAUGAUAAGUUGUAAAUAUUUUUUGUAAAUAUAUUUUUUAAUACAAUCUGA